Molecule: messenger RNA, 4105 nt
Organism: Megalobrama amblycephala (Wuchang bream)
Lineage: Eukaryota; Metazoa; Chordata; Actinopteri; Cypriniformes; Xenocyprididae
Exons: 17
Coding region: 694-3531 (945 amino acids)
Source: RefSeq, a predicted model, not a curated record
UUUUUUUUUUUUUUUUACAUUUUUUGAAAAUGACCGAUCCUUUCUUUUUUUUUCACACCUUAACACAAUAACGUGACAGAUGUAAACAUGCAGAAGAAAAACACACACCACAUGUCUGUAGAACCUACAAUUGCAUAUAUUGUUUUAUUUCCUGCAGUGUUGAUACACACUGUCCACUGCCGUUGUGUUGCAGUUGUGCAUACCUGUUAUAUUUACCUUUUUUGUAUAGAAGUCUAGAAUUAUCUUUUUUCCCUGUUGGGGAGAGUCGGUAAGUCAACCUAUAGCCAAGUGAAUAUGAAAUAGGAAUAAAAGUAAUGCAUACAAAACAAGUUCACAAUGUAUGUCAUCAACUGACACCUUAACAACAAUUGCCUAAUUGCCUAACUCAAUUAGACAACAAAAUAUCCCCCCAAAAAAGUGGUCUUCUGGCCCUAUGAUGGAGCAAAGUUGAGUCAUUUGAGUAAACAGUUACUAACUUUUGUAACUAGCUAUUGUAUUUAAAGUAUAAUUGUAAAAUAUCACUAUUUAUAAUUAUAUCCGCCUGUACUAUUGACAGCAUGGCAACUGUCCCACAUCGGACCAUAAACACACCAGCAGGUGUUGGCAACUUCCGAAUGCAUCACUGGCACCCAAUUACCCAGCAUUGAAAACAUUUAUCUAAGCACUGCCUGGGUAGCAAAAGAAACAUCAAGGAUGUCUCCCACCUUAAGCAUGGACAUUAAACCCUCCAGGAAGUUGUAUGCAAACCACAUAUAUUCAUUUGUUUUUAUGUGUAUUUUGUUUUUUUGUGGCCCUCAGGUGUUUAAAAAAGGGUCAUCUGAUCAGCCUACACCAGAGAAAAAUAUGGAGGAGGAAUUACACCUUGAUCUUGAUGAAAUAAUGGCUGAUUUGGAGGAGAUACAGAGUGAGGAAGCAGUCAAAACACCACAUAAAACACGAAAAAGAAAGAAGUUUGAUCUAAAACUGCAGUGGAAAAGGAGAGACCAAGAAGGAUUUUUGGUCUAUGAGAAGCGCAAACUGAGGACAGACCGAUCUGGAAGACCAGUGGCCUCUACCAUUGCAAGUAACCCUCAAGAAGUUGAUCUUGGAACUGCCUGCACAUCUGAAGCCUCUACUACCAAACAACAUUUUGGAGAUGUCGAUGCACAACAGAUUAUUGAUUUACAACUACAUCUACUCCAAAAUGCAAUGGACUGUGAUGAACCCAGAUCAACAGCAUCUCAUGAUUGGGCAUUGAGGCAAACCUUGUCUGAAGAACGUUGGCAGGAAGCAAGGCCAAAACUUCUUGACAGUUUGCUUGCUUCAGACUGCGUGCGUCGUGGUCCUUGUGAUCAUUGCAACAUGAAAGAAGCAGUCAUCAGAUGCAAAGACUGUCUGCCAAAACCCCGUUACUGUGGGCAGUGUGACGUUUCUAUGCAUCAAAAUAUGUUUUUUCACAACAGAGAGACUCUUAUAGAUGGGUUCUAUAAACCUGUCCCUCCAUCAACUGCUGUUCAAGACCUCAGUGGCCAAAAUAUCAUAUAUGAACAAGUGUGUUUGCUGCCCAUUACACAACCUGACAAAAUUUGUGAUUGUGACCCUCAAAACCUGUCUGUUGUCGCUGGGCGAUCAGUUGUACUCAUCUGUAUAAAUGGUCGCUAUGACAUCUUCCUGCCAGUUAUGAAUUGCAGAACAUGUCAUGCAUCAUGGACACCUGAGGUGGUGGACCUGCUGUUUAGUGGUUACUGGCCAGGUACUGUUGGGUUUCAAACUAUAUACCAGGUAGACCUUUUCAAAUCUUUUGAGGACCUGAAGAUCACUGCACCUGGGCUUUCAAGACAAGCAUUUGUGAAAAUGUUACAACAGCGCUCACAACAAUUUGGAAGGAGUGGUAACAUUUGUGGCGACGUCUUCCAAAAAGCUUUCCUUGAAUGGACAUAUUGUCGUCAUAAAAGAGAGAAACUCUGUGGCAUUGACCACUUCACUUGCCCAGCUUGCACCCCAGAUACAGUUGCUGUGUCUGCAGAUGGAAACCGAAAACUAUAUAGAUUCAGCAAAACAAAGGGGGCAGAGGAACAACCGUUUUUUGAUGGAGUUUUUCUUGCCAAUGACAAAGAUGUAGCAACAUUUGUUGAUUGUGUUCGUGAGAAGACCAAUCCAAUACAUGGAAAAGGCAUCUGUGGAACAUCAACAUGGGCUGCAGCCAGGGAGACCUCUAAGAAGACAAACACCAAAUGUGAUGAAGAAGGCCUAGAGGUGGCAGUUUGCAGACACUGCAUAUUGCUUAGAGGUCUGAACAUGUUUAGGGGAGAGAUAUUUGCAUACCCUCUGUUUUUGCAAAACGAACUGGCCACAAAGACAAACUGCAAGUUUUUCUGCACUGACAUCAUGUGUCGAUAUUGGCCCUAUCUGCAAAAGGUGGCUCAAGCAUUCCCAGAAAUGCAAAAUUUGACUCAGAUGAAGCCAUUUCUCUCAGUUAUGCAUGCAAAGGGCCACUCAACAAAAUGUGAGGUGCAGUGGGGUGGCAAAAACCAAACAGGGGCAGGUACAACCAUCGGUGAAGAAGUUGAACAAGUGAACAGCUUUUUGUCCCGUGUGGCUCUAACAACAAAAUACAUGAGUAAGGCUGCACGAGUAGAUAUGAUCACAUUGCAUGCCAGAGGAUGGAAUGUGCGAAAAAAAAGAAACCUGCACAAGUACUUGUCUACACGGUACUUGAAGUAUUGCCAAAGGUUUGUGAGACUUUCCAUUAAUUAUACUUUUGAGACUAUCCGAAAGACAAAGGAAGUCAAAGAUGACAUUGAGGCUAUAAAGAAGAGCACACAAAGGUCUGAAGAGGAACUGCAACAGUGGGUCACUGAUGUGAGACAGUGGGCAGUUGACACUCCAGAUGACCUCAGAACAGAUGAUCCAGUGGCAUUGCAACAUCUGAUUGAAGGCUUAUUCUUGGGCAUCCAGCAGAAAAAGAGGGAUCUGUAUAGAGCAACUGACCGCAACAAACAGCGACACAAGAUCCGAAGACGGAUUCGAGAGGAUAAGAAAAAGCUGUUUAAUGCCAUAUCCCAAUACAAUGAUCUUCCAACCACCACAGUAUUUGUAGAUUCAGUUGAAGACCUUCUGGCAACAGAAAGCCCUAUCUGGCCUUGGGAUUCUGAAACUGACACUUCCUUAGGCGUGAAGAAGAAGGUUUUCGACAAGGUGAUGCAGCUGGAGAGACUGGUUGAGGAAGAGGUUAUUCUUGUAGAAGAAAUGAAACAACAUUGGACGCAUCUUACAAGAAGCUACAGGGCCUUGAAGGACCAGGCUAGUGUACUAUCAGAUGACCUGGCCACACAGAGCUACCCUUCAGGACUUUCUGGUCAAGCAUACCAUGGCCUGCGCAGUGCUGUCCUCCAAAUCCUUGAGGCACUCAAGACAGACAUGGUAGCUGUGAAAGAAACAUACUCCCAAAUUUGUGGGAAUGGUGGAACUGUUGUUGAAGAAGAAGAAGAAGAAGAAGAAGACCCAUAUGAGCAUGUCUCCACAGAUGCCUCUACAGAUGAUGAACUAUAGAUGAGCUACAGCUGUGUCAUGUGCAUCAGUUGGCAUCUGUCCUAAUAACUUGUCACACUUGUCCUAAUCAUUAUGUCAUAGUUUGUAUUUUUAUCUUGUACAAGUUUGUACAACACAUGUAAGAUCACAUGCAAUACAUAAAGUCUAGCUGUACUUGCGACCCUGAUACUUCAUGCUCAGUGAUGUAGAUGUAAUUGAACCUUUUAAUUAUAGGCUUAAGUGAAAUGGAUUAUGAUAACCCAAAUUUUGCUUUUUAAAAAAACAUGGACCCAAACAGCUGUAGGAUCAUGGCAUAUACCGUAUUUAUGGCGACAGCAAGGAAGAAAAAUGAAGACAUCUCCUGGAUGACAUCACACAAACAUGCACCCAUUUAUUUUUAUUCUUGCACCACUUUACACUAUUUUGCCUGUACACAAUUACCAUUUUAAUACAUCUUUUCCAAAAUGCUUUCCAAAUUUGGUGAAGUGGUUGCAGAAACUAUGAUGGAGAACAUGCAUCAGUUUUUAACUUCUUGUCAAAACUGAUGUAUCAUAAACAAUAAUAAAAAAAAAUUGAUGGUUGGGGUAAAUUGAAA